Sphaeroforma arctica JP610 is the source of this 967-nucleotide messenger RNA. RefSeq lists its product as hypothetical. The transcript has a single exon. Lineage: Eukaryota; Ichthyosporea; Ichthyophonida. The record is from RefSeq and is a predicted model, not a curated record. The coding region runs from base 54 to 713 and encodes 219 amino acids.
UUUACACAAGAACUUUAUUAGACUUAUAAAACAAAAAGAGCAGGCACAACACAAUGGGAUUGCUGAAUAAAAUAAUUAGGCGAAUGAAACUGUCACACCAAUAUAGUGUACCGUCGGCGAGUGUAAUUGAUACAACCAUCAUUGACCGAUAUCUUGCCGCUGAUAAGAACUGCACUUCACAGCCAGAGUUCAAAAUAUCUGUCGACAACACUAUACGUGCACAGCAACUUGAAGAUCCAACCGAUACAACUAGCCGAAAACUAACCCCAAACUACCUCGUUGCUACGAGUGAGAUAGUGGCCGACCACUCUCAAGCGGUCCGCGCGUGCUCUUUGCCGCCCAAACUCAGCACACCAUCGCAUGCCUCAUCGAACGCCUUACAAACAAAGCGAAAAUGGUCAAAACUGUUGGAGCUGCCAAGAAUAACUCGUGUCAGCCUCAAAGUAACCUUUUCUGAGACAAUAUGUACGGAGGGCGAAACCUACUCCAAGGAUGUGUAUGACCGGUCUCCGAUGCUUCUGGAACAGGUGUCGUCAUUGAUGGGUAUUUAUACCGAGUUUAUGAGGUUCAAACUCUGCGAGAUGUUAAUCCAUGAACAGUCUUUGCAGUAUGUAAAUAAGCACAUCAAUCGAGCAUCUCCAGACCGGAGGCGAGAUAUGACUAACGCCAUCGUUAUGAUAUUGCAGGAGUUUCGUUCUAGCCAGCCAUGUUAAUUUAAGUCGUAAUAAAGCAUACCACGAGGUAUAUCAGAUCAUCGAAGAUAUAUAUACACGUGCACUUAAUUUCUGUCACUUUUAUGGUAUGAUUAGAAGUUGGGGCUGUCACUUUUACCGAUUCUGCAUAUUUUGCAUGUAUUUGUGAUACUGCAUACAUUAUCUAUAUCAGGUAUAUUUGAUUCGCCUACUAUUACAUCGCCUGUCACCGUCAUUCGAGAAAAGAUAGAGAAAGAAAACUGUAUACAUGCAGG